AUGACUUCUUCAGCACCGCCGUCAGGCGACGUUGAUAUCUCCAAGAUCGAUUUGUAUGAAUUUCUAUCUUUGCCAGGGCCACAGGCUACGGCCUCAGAAAUCAAGCGCGCUGGCAGGAAGACCUCGCUACUAUACCAUCCGGACAAGGUCGCACCGACAUCAGAAAACUUGCAAAACUUUCAUAUUCUUCAAAUAGCCAUUGGUAUUCUUUCCGACCCUGCUGAGAAAGUGAAAUACGAUCAGACCAGAGAAGCAAAAUUUCGGCGCAAAGCUGAAGUUGACGCCCUUGACGCCCGUAGACGAAAGCUGCGGGAGGAUCUUGAAAGCCGGGAGACAAAUGGUCUGUCAGAAACGAGCACAGCUGCUGGACAGAAGAGGACGUUCAGCGAGCGUGAAAUGAAGAUACGGCGUAUACAGGAAGAGAACAGGCGUAAGAUAGAAGAAAUGAAAGAACGGAAACGCUUCGAGGCAGAGAAGGUUGCUGCUCAAGAAAGAGCCAGGAAUACGAAAGAAGACACAGUCCCAGAAGUAGGAACACCUAAAGAGUCAAAUGGCAGUCCAGACGAGCACGACAGCAUGGAUCGUUCUUUGAAAUUAAGGUGGAUCCGAGAAGGCGAAGGACAAGCCUACGACGAGAACACGAUAGGCGAUCUAAUGAGCGACGUCGAAAACGUGAUACUCCUAAAAGACAAGAAGCGCAAGAUUGAUGGUAAAAAGGUGGUAAUGGGAAUAGCUGUCGUUGUUUUCGCUUCGAUACCGGCAGCAAAGAGAGCGAUGGAUGGAAGAGCAUCGAUCAUUGACAAGUUCGAGAUGAUCGAGUGGGCCAAAGCCAAGGACGAAGAACCCGCUUGA
Lithohypha guttulata is the source of this 852-nucleotide messenger RNA. RefSeq lists its product as uncharacterized. The transcript has a single exon. Bases 1 to 852 code for a protein of 283 amino acids. NCBI's taxonomy places the organism in Eukaryota, Fungi, Ascomycota, Eurotiomycetes, Chaetothyriales, Trichomeriaceae. Gene Ontology annotation, cellular component: spliceosomal complex. Gene Ontology annotation, biological process: spliceosomal complex disassembly. The record is from RefSeq and is a predicted model, not a curated record.